AAUUAGUCAAGUGAUUUUAUAAAUAAAACGUCAGAAAAAAGUUUUCAAGUUUAAAAUUCGCGCGGGGUAAAUGUCAAACAAGUGUCAAAAAAUCAGUCAUUUGCACUUAACCUCACUUUUUAUUUUCAAUUUCGCGAAAAAUCUUAAUAACAGGAUGACUUUAGUUUGUGUGAACUUGAAACAAAUUCUCCAGCACACAAAAAACAUUUUUGGGGUUUCCAUUAGGGCUGCGAGUAAGAAAACUGGGGGCAGUACGCAAAACACACACACCAAAGUGCGCCCCAAACAUCGUGGAUGGAAAGUCCAAGACGGCCAUAGGGUUGAAGCAGGUUCCAUUUUGGCCACUCAAAGACACUUACGUUUUCAUCCCGGAUUAAAUGUUGGUUUUGGUCGUAAUGGGACUUUGUUUGCCAUGGUGCCAGGUCGCGUUUUGGUCACAUGUGAGAAAGUUGACCUCAAUUGGACUCAUACUUGGGUCCAGAGGUGUCACGGCUUCAGACAAGAAAAGGAGUUUUUUAAGAAAUAUUUUAACAUUUUGCCAGACAAACAACAUCAAAAUUUCAAACUAAUUGAUCAAUUGUAGUAAAAAAUAAAGUCCUAGGCAUCUA
This is a messenger RNA of Tribolium madens (black flour beetle), 608 nucleotides long. It is a transcript of the gene mRpL27, whose product is annotated as 39S ribosomal protein L27, mitochondrial. The transcript has 3 exons. Gene Ontology annotation, biological process: translation. Gene Ontology annotation, molecular function: structural constituent of ribosome. Lineage: Eukaryota; Metazoa; Arthropoda; Insecta; Coleoptera; Tenebrionidae. The record is from RefSeq and is a predicted model, not a curated record. Gene Ontology annotation, cellular component: mitochondrial large ribosomal subunit; ribosome. Bases 71 to 583 code for a protein of 170 amino acids.